AUGGAGGGCCAAACAGGCACCGUCAAGGCCUGGGUCGAGGAGCGGGGCAUGGGCUUCAUCGCCCCCACGGACGGCUCGGCGGACGUCUUCGUGCACCGCAGCGCGCUGGUGGACGGCACGUCUCUGGUGGUGGGCUCUGAGGUGAUCUUUGAACCCGGCUGGGACCCCCAGAAGAACAAGCCCAUCGCCACCAAGUGCGGCGGCGCCAUGAGCCUCGCCGACUCCCUCCCCGGCGCCGGCGGCCUGGAGAAUGGGAAGCAGGGCACGGUGACCGCCUGGAUCGAGGGCCGGGGCAUGGGCUUCAUUGCCCCGGCGGACGGCUCGGAGGACGUCUUCGUGCACCGCAGCGCCAUCUUGGAUGGGACCUUUUUGGUCCCCGGCGCCCAGGUGAACUUCGAGCCGAGCUGGGACACCCAGAAGAACAAGCCCGUGGCCAAGGCCGUGAUGGCGGCUCCGGCAGUGAUCCCCAACGGCAAGCCCGGCGUGGUCAAGGCCUGGAUCGAGGGCCGGGGCAUGGGCUUCAUCGCGCCGGCGGACGGCUCCGCGGACGUCUUCGUGCACCGCAGCAAGCUGCUGGACGGCCAGAGCUUGGUGCUGGGAUCCAAGGUGAGCUUCGAACCUGGCUUCGACCCUGAGAAGGGGAAGCCAGUCGCCGAGGCGGUUGCGGGAGCUGUGCCAGGUCCGGACGCGGCUCCCAAGGGCCUGGUGAAGGGCGGCGGCAAGGGAAUUCAGCAGCAGCCGGGCCAGGUGAGCGGCGCGCUGAAGGUGUGGUUUGAGGACAAGGGCUUCGGUUUCAUCACCUUGGCCGGUGGCAUGGGCGACGCCUUCGUGGGCCGUACCGCCAUGCCCCCGGGCCUCAUGAUGCAAGAGGGUAUGCCGCUCAGCUGCACCGUGGAGUGGAAUCCGGGGAAGGACAAGUACACGGCAAUCCAGGUGCAGCCGCAGGUUGGCAAAGGAGGAGGCAAGGGCAGCGCAGGCCCGUCGGACAACUGCUAUAUCUCCGGGCUGCCGGCCAUUGACGAGAAGAGUCUGGCAGAGCUCUUUGGCGCCUAUGGCAAUGUUGUGAGCUGCAAGGUGCUGCCCGCGCAAAGCGGGCAGACACGGAACGCCUUGGUCCGCUUCUCCUCGGUGGAGGAGGCGAAAUGGAUCGUGGACACGGUGACCAGCGAUCACCUGGGCCUCCCGAGUCCCAUCACGGUGAAGUUUGCCACCAGCAAGACGCCGGCGCGGUCAGCUCCCAUCGCGCCCACGGUGGUGCCGCCGCCCCGCCCGGGCGCCGCGGCGGCGCUGGGGUUGCAGGUGCAAGCGGCAAAGAUGGGUACGGUGAAAGCUGUGAUGGGCCAAGGCUUGAUGGUCAGCCCCAGUGAGGGGGGCAUUGACGUCUACGUGCCACGGGCGCUGCUUUUGGACGGUGAUGCGCAGGUCGGCGGCAUGGUGUCCUUUAGCUUGCAAGCGACGCCGACGCCGACGCCGGCCUAUGGCAAAGCACCCACCGGCCCUGCGGUCAACCGGGCGGCACCGUACGGCAGCUUCAACUUGCAGCAGGCAAGCGGCCCGCAGAAUGGCACCGUCAAGGCGUGGAUGGAGCACCGGGGCAUGGGCUUCAUUGCGCCCAGUGAUGGGAGCCAAGACCUCUUCGUGCAUCGAAGCUCUCUUCAAGAUGGAGGAGCUCUGGUGGUCGGCUCUCCGGUGACCUUCACGGCAGAGUUGGACCCGCAGAAGGGUAAGCCGAUUGCCACGAACGUCUUCGGUGCUGUUCAGCAACAACAGCAGUAA
Messenger RNA from Effrenium voratum, 1776 nucleotides. NCBI's taxonomy places the organism in Eukaryota, Dinophyceae, Suessiales, Symbiodiniaceae. The record is from the annotation of a GenBank genome assembly.